Molecule: messenger RNA, 1497 nt
Organism: Botrytis byssoidea
Lineage: Eukaryota; Fungi; Ascomycota; Leotiomycetes; Helotiales; Sclerotiniaceae
Exons: 3
Coding region: 1-1497 (498 amino acids)
Biological process (GO): peptidyl-lysine monomethylation
Cellular component (GO): nucleus
Molecular function (GO): protein-lysine N-methyltransferase activity; protein binding
Source: RefSeq, a predicted model, not a curated record
AUGCAUUUUGCUCCUCUUCCUCUUUCUUCCUUACCUGCCUGGUGCAAGUUGAACAAUGUAGAUUUCCUCGAUACUCUUGUUUCCUCAUCUAAGAUAUGCAUACAAGGAGAAAACACCAGCCUGCCAAAUGGUAUUAUCACUACAAAAACGCUGAGCUCAGUAGAUGCGCAUGAUCUGCCCACGUUACUCGACAUCCCUAGUGACCUUAUCCUAGGUAAAGAUUUUCUGUUAGAAAUGGAGAGGGUAGAUCUCCAUUUCAAACAGUUGAGAGAAGCAGUUGGGGGAAAGUCGAUUAGAGAAGACGCGAGGUUAUUCUUAUUGCUACAGAUGACUAUUGCAAGGAAUAAUACGAAUGUGCAGUCAGCAACUGCCCUCAAUGUCGGGGUGAACAAUCCGUGGUCAGAAUAUAUAAGGUUCUUGCCAGAGAAGAUCCCAGUUCCAACCAUGUGGACUGAAGAAGAGAAAACUUUUUUGAGUGGAACGUCUCUAGAAAACUCUCUUGCUAACAAAAUGGUCGCGUUAUCACGAGAUUUUGAAAAUCUGCGCGAGAAGACCAUCCAAAUACCAUGGUGUCACUCGUGUUGGUGGAAAGAAGAUGGUCCAUUACAACCGUUACUACUGUCAGACUGGAUACGAGUUGAUGCUUGGUACAGAUCAAGAAGUCUAGAAAUUGAAAAUGGUGAAGAAGUGAUGGUGCCUGUUCUUGACAUGGUUAAUCACUCAUUCACACCCAAUGCACAUUGGGAACACACGACGAAUGGCAAUGCCUUACUUGUCCUUGCAUCAGAUAUACUCUUGGAUGAAGGAAGUGAAAUAACCAUUAGUUAUGGAGUCAAGAGUGAUGCCGAGAAUCUCUUCAAUUAUGGUUUUAUCGACUCAGAAGUUCCCUUGACAUCAUUAAUUCUGGACGUAGAGCCAAUAGCAACUGAUCCUUUGCGUGUAGCGAAGGUUGCUGCAUUUGGAAAACGCCCAUCCGUUCGUAUCUUUGGCCAUUCGAACGGAGAAACUUCAUGGGAUUGUCCAUUUGUUUACCUUGCGUGUUUGAACGAAGAAGACGGCUUGGAGUUCAAAACUGUGCAGGAAGUUGAUGGCUCACAAUCGUUGAAGGUUUUCUGGCAAGAUGUAGACGUCACAGAAUCUACUGAUAAAUUUGAGAGCUUAAUUAGUGGUCACAAACGCGAGGAUAUUCUCAAGUUUCGAGCGCUAAAUUUGAUGCGAGAUAGGAUUGAAUUGCAAUUAGAGCGUCUUCAAGCAAGCGAAGAAAUAGUGGAAACAUUAUUGGACGGGGAGACGGUCGACCCCAAUACUCAAGCCAAUGCAUUGGAGUUGAGACAGAUAGAGACCGACGUAUUAGGCGUUGCUUAUGGGGCUAUCAAUGAAGAGAUAUCAAAUCUGUCCAAAGUCUCAAGUAUUUCUCAACUUCUGACAUCGGUGCAAGUGGAUACGAAACAUGAUGAUCCCAGCGCAGAAAGCAACGAAGAGGACGACUUUAGUUGA